CUGACCUGCCGCGUCAUCACGUGUCCACAGCAGCUGCGACUGAAAGGAUAUCUUCACGCGCAAACGCGCAGCUGAAGGUCGGGACGAUGAUUUAACGCGAUGGCGGAGAAGCGUCGCGCCGGUGUCGCGAUCAUGUCCGACUCCAAAUCUGCCAAAGCCGCGGGGGACGAGCAGCUGCUGUCGCAGGCCGGGGUCAGCGCGCUGCUGCGGGGGGCUCUGCUGCGGCUGCUGGAGUCCAGGCCGCUGGACCCCGUGGGCUUCCUGGCCGAGCACUUCGCGCAUCUGUCGUCGGAGGCUGAAGACGGAGCGCCGGAGCGUCGCAGCGUGAGCCGCGCUCUGUGGCACCUGAGCCUGGCGCAUCACUCUCACAGGUCAGCGUUUAACAACAACGUCCGUGUGGCGUAUGAGCUGCUGACGCAGAGCGUCCCGCGUCGUCUCGGUGCCGGCGGUGUUCGCGGGAGGCUCUACUCAGAGAUGCUGCGGUGUUUGUGCAGUGAAGGCGGGCUCUCGGGCUCCACCGCCGCUCCGCUCCUGCGCCGCAUCCAGAGCCACGACUACGAGUCUGUGCCCUUCGAGCUCUUCCGGCAGGGCGUCCUGACCUGCGCCGUGUUCGCCGACUACAUCCGUAAGUCUCAGUGUCUGUACGCGGCGGUGGCCAGCGCUCCGGACCGUCCCGCUGAGAGGACGCUGUGCCAGGCGGUGCUCUCCACCCUCCGUGAGGCACUGGAGACGGCAGGCGGCGCUGACGUGGCGCGAUAUCUGGAGGCCAGCGCCAAGAUCUCUCCUGCCAAAGUGGCUCAGGCCAUGGCCGAGGUUCAGCCGCGCGCGCAGCAGCAGGACGGUCCCACGAUGGACGCGCAGGAGUUUGAAGACGACGCCGCCGCGCUCUUCAUCGCUCGAGUGCGAACCGUCACCUGAGAUCACCAGGAGUUCUGCAUGGAUCAUUAUCACUGAGAGCCGAGCAUACUGCACAAACAAGAGUAUAUCGAACGUUACAUCUUAAACCGUUGCGUCAUGUUGCAUUCAAGUUUGACAUUUAGAUGUUGUGAAAUUGUUGUUGAAAACAUUGGCGUUUUCUCAAGCCGUUUGACUUCACACUGCUGUCUGGUUUUCCAGCACAAAUAUCUAAAUAUUCUUCAAUCAAGAUGCAUUUACCAGAGAAGCAAAAUGACAAGAUAUAAAGUCUUGUCUUCUGAAAGAAAUGCUCAAAGUUAGGUGAGUUUAUGCUUAAAACAAGAAAGUGAGAACAGAAACAUAAACUUAAUUCAAAGGGAAAACCAGACAUUUGUUCUUGUUUUAAGCAGAAACUCGCUUAAGUUGAUAAUUUUUACCCAGAAAACAAUAUAAUUAUAAUCUAGAUUUUUUAGAUAUUUGUGCUGGAAAACAAGACAAAAACCCUAAGUUAGAAAAAACUUUUUGCAGUUUAUGAAUAUAAUAAAGAUAAUAGCAAAUAUAAUAAUUAAAUAACAAAUAAAUACUAGAUUUUUUACCAGCAUCCAAUAAGAAACACCUUAACAUCGCAUCAGCUUCGACAAAAUUAACAACAGUUAGCUUCUUUUUGUAAAAGCGUGGCAUAUUUGUGACGUAUUAAAAAGGUUUGGAAAAGUCUUAAUUCGUCCUUCCACAAACUAAGGCCUUAAAAAGAGCUUAAAUCAGACGGAACGUCUUAAAUUCAUAAAGCCGUGGCAGUAAAUGUUGCAUGAACUGCAGAAACAAUGAACAUCUUCCUCAGUGUUUUAAUCAGUACAGUAUCUAAAUAUCCUUCAAUCCAGACGUCUUAAGGAUUUUAAGAUGCAAAAUGAAGAUAAGAAGUCUUGUAUUUUGAGAAAUUGAAGUUUAUGUUUAUAAAAUCUGUUUGGAUCUUGUUUUAAUCAUAAACUCAUUUUUCACCCAUCACAUCUCAUCCACUUUCUCAGAAAACGACACUUCUCAUCUUUUGUCAUUUUGCAUCUCAAGUAAAUGAAUCUUGAUUUAUGAGUUUUUAGACGUUUGCACUUGAAAACAAGACAAACGUACCGAAGAAGAGCAUCACUUUUUAUUUAUUUUUUUAGAAAAUGCAUUUAAUGUAUUUAUGUUUCAUGCACUUCAGAUCGAAGUGAAAUGAUGAUUUGACCUCGUUACUGUAGCCGAAGUCUAAUUUCAGCGCGAGAAACCUCAGUUCAGCAAGUGUUUGUGGUGUAUUUCUGUUAUAGAUGUGCAUCUGAAAGCACACCGUUCCCUUUUCAGUUUCACAGAUCCUGAGCUCAGCAGGAGCCUGCAUCCACAACACAUUUUACUGUUGCAUUUGCAAACGAAUUGCAUUUCCAGUUAGAACAAAAACAACAUUUUAUUGAUUUAUUUAUGCAGAUGUGCACGGAUGAAUCGCUCGCAAUAAGAAACCUGAAUUAAGAAAGAGACUGUAAAUGCUGACUGUUGUCUUAUUUGCAUUAGCAGAGAAAUAAAGAUAUAACCGAGAACCGUCUCAUCUUUACAGCUCCGCUUGUACAUGUGCAAGCAUUUAUUUAUUUACAGGUUUACUUUCCAUCCUGUUAGUCUUCUGUAAAAUCCCUUAAUGUUUUUUUUAAUGCAGAACAAGAACAUUUACAUACAUUUACAUACAUUUGCAUACAGAGGAUUUACACAAUGUACUCACUGAUACAGUCACAGGGAAAUGAACAGAAAGAAACAAAUACCAAAUAAAUUAUGCAGGAAAUUC
This is a messenger RNA of Sinocyclocheilus grahami, 2695 nucleotides long. It is a transcript of the gene tpgs1, whose product is annotated as tubulin polyglutamylase complex subunit 1. Bases 100 to 918 code for a protein of 272 amino acids. Gene Ontology annotation, molecular function: microtubule binding. The record is from RefSeq and is a predicted model, not a curated record. Gene Ontology annotation, biological process: protein polyglutamylation. NCBI's taxonomy places the organism in Eukaryota, Metazoa, Chordata, Actinopteri, Cypriniformes, Cyprinidae. The transcript is spliced from 2 exons.